AUGGAGAAUUCCGUAAAACAAUGUACUCACACAGAUUCGGAAAGAAUGUUUACGGGCACGUGGACCACCUUAGAUCUUAAUAAAGCUUUGGAAAAAGGUUACACAAUUGACAAAAUUUAUGAAGUGUGUCAUUUCUCUCAAAAAUCGAAUAACUUAUUUAAAGAUUAUAUACGUGAUUUUAUGAGAAUAAAAUUAGAGACCAGUCCUCACAGCUAUGAAUCUAACGAGGCUUAUGCUUUGGUUAUUAAACAACAGAUGAAUAUUGAGCUUGAGUUAGAGAAAAUAAAACCUAAUCCUGGCAAAAGGGCUAUAGUUAAAAUAUGCUUAAACUCAUAUUGUGGGGUAAAUUAUAAAUACAAAGACUUGUUUUACGAAGAUUCUAUAUCCACAAAUAUAUUUGUAGCGUCGUUCACAACGUCAAAUGCACGCCUUAGGCUUUAUUCUAUGCUAGAUAAACUAGGGGAAAAUGUUGUGUAUUAUGACACAGAUUCAAUUAUUUAUAUUGAUGAUGGUUGUAAUACAGUCGAAACAGGUGAAAUGUUGGGCGAGUGGACCGAUGAGUUGGGUGAAGAGGACCAUAUUGUCGAUUUCUUAUCUACUGGCCCCAAAAGCUAUUACUAUAAAACGCUAAAGGGUAAAAAUGUUACAAACAUUAAAUUCUUUACCUUAAAUUAUGAAAACUCUGAGGUAUUGAAUAAUAAAGGUAUGUUAGAGGUUAUUAACAACCCUUCAUCGGAAAUUAAUUAA
This is a messenger RNA of Psylliodes chrysocephalus, 747 nucleotides long. The record is from the annotation of a GenBank genome assembly. Lineage: Eukaryota; Metazoa; Arthropoda; Insecta; Coleoptera; Chrysomelidae.